Messenger RNA from Drosophila pseudoobscura, 522 nucleotides. Its product is annotated as protein bunched, class 2/F/G isoform-like. The transcript is spliced from 2 exons. The record is from RefSeq and is a predicted model, not a curated record. Bases 149 to 442 code for a protein of 97 amino acids. Lineage: Eukaryota; Metazoa; Arthropoda; Insecta; Diptera; Drosophilidae.
UUAUAACCAGACUUUUAUGGUUUCUAAGAAUGCCAUAAAUCUGAACAGCCGAUAAGCUUCGAUUUCAACGAAAACUAGAGUUCGCUGGAACCUAUUUUGUUUUGUCUAUAAAUACGAAGCUCUAGCCAAAAUUUCAUACACAAGUGACAUGAAUUUAUUGCACAUUCUAAUCAUGGCCUUGAUGGCAGCUGCAGUAGCAUCCAAACAUCAUAGACGUCAUGGUCCACAUCACUAUCACAAUCACCAUAACCGUCACCAUUUCCAACAAAAUGUACAAAACGUACACUGCGGCUUCGGACCUUACGAAGAAACAAAUCUGGGAGGCGGUGGACAAUAUGAUGGAGGACUUCAGGCAGGAGAUAUCAAAGACACAUAUGAUACAACCCCUGAUUUCGACGCCUAUCUAAGCAAAAUAAAAAACACAAGCCCAAGUUUGUUUUAAGCAAAUACACAUUAUCUUAUAUAAAUAAGUAUAUUACCCUUUUUAUGAUUAUUAAAAAAUGUAUAAGAAUGCCCAAGUAA